Lathyrus oleraceus (garden pea) is the source of this 1480-nucleotide messenger RNA. RefSeq lists its product as uncharacterized. Bases 266 to 937 code for a protein of 223 amino acids. NCBI's taxonomy places the organism in Eukaryota, Viridiplantae, Streptophyta, Magnoliopsida, Fabales, Fabaceae. The record is from RefSeq and is a predicted model, not a curated record. The transcript is spliced from 8 exons.
GAGUCAACACAUGAACGAGUGUAGGUUGCGGCGUUGUUGUGGGAGCAGUAAAUUGAAGGACAAAAUGGUCUUUCCACGAUAACUGCAACAACAAACAGAAAGAAAAUCGGUGAUAUACCGAACACACCCGCGUCUUUGGAAUACAAUACAACCUUUACCUUCUGCUUCUUCUUCACCUAGAGUAUGAUAAACCAGCCUUCACAGUUAUCGUUAGUUUCAACAUCAAGUAUAGGCUCUCUUUUUCUCUCCAAACAAGUUCAAUGUCAUGGAUGAUAGACCUGCAAAAUUAAAAAUCAUUCCAGAUCACUUUCAAAUUCCAACGUCAAGUAUAGAAUCUCCUGAGAGCGGAAAAUCGUCUACUACCGAAGAAUCUGGAACUGAUCAAUCUGUAAGGCCCUCUCUCCGACUGUGGACUCCAAGAAAAUUUAGGACAACUUUCAUGUUGAACUUGUUUACUCUACGAAGACUGUCAUGGGGGUCCGAUACUGGAGGUCAGGAAAAGGUUGAGCUAACAGCUGCAGAAGUAGAAUCACUUCGAUCAGAGCUUGCUGAUUUAGAGGAAAGGGAAGCUCACUUGAAAGCUCAGUUGCAACAUAUUGAUGAAGUUCUGCGGUCUGCUCGUCUAUCAGGCUAUUUACACAUUAGAACUAGAUGGUCAGCACUUCCGGGAGAGCCCGCACCUAUAGAUGAUACUGAAGUAGAUGAUCGGCUUCCACGCUUUGUCGUUCUCCAUGGAGCAUGUUUAUUCUUAUAUUUGUUGUGUACAGAUAUAAGUCCUCAGGACUCAACCCUUCUAUCUGAUAUACUUGAAGUAGGGAGAUUGCCAAGUUUUAAGCACGAUGAUGAUACUCAACAUGCCUUUUAUAUUUUAACCUGUCAUGGAUAUCGCUACGAGUGCUCAAGCAAUUCUAUGAUUCAGGAUACAUUGUUUGAGUAAUGCAGCACUUGAAAAAUUCAAUAAUAGUAAAAACGAUGCAAAACGGGUGAUCUGGAACGAUUGUUAAUCUUCAAGUGGCUAUGAUGAUGAACUCUACUACGGCGGUCCUUCAUACUUGUAUUUGGUGGUGAGGAAUGUAAAGACUCUGACAAUAAAGUCAACGAUCGUAAGUGUCGGGUUUAGAAUUUAGAAUAUCAUAUAUAUUUUGAGUCUAACUUCUUCGUUUGGCUUUAUAGGUAGGAUUUAAGGUUGAAGGACACUAGAACCUUUUGGGGGACAGUUGGAUCAUUAGAUUCCAUGAUUCUCCCUGUCUACCAGAUUGUGAGGGGCCACCGCUAGGAUCCUGUGUUUCUAGGACGCGUUGGUUCUUUCAGAAAUAUCAAUCACAAUUUCAAAUAAAUAAAAAGAGUUAUUGGAUUUGUAGUUUCAAAUAGGUGGUAUUGUUACCUCUAUGAUCUUUUUGAUUCUUUUGGAAAUAUCAAUGGCAAUAUAUAUAUAUUAGGUUUCUGUUCAGGACUCUAUAAAAAUCAGACAAAUUCUCCA